This is a messenger RNA of Cicer arietinum (chickpea), 1274 nucleotides long. RefSeq lists its product as uncharacterized. Gene Ontology annotation, molecular function: protein binding; DNA-binding transcription factor activity. Gene Ontology annotation, biological process: regulation of flower development. The record is from RefSeq and is a predicted model, not a curated record. Gene Ontology annotation, cellular component: nucleus. NCBI's taxonomy places the organism in Eukaryota, Viridiplantae, Streptophyta, Magnoliopsida, Fabales, Fabaceae.
UCUUUUCACUCACACAUAUGUGGGAGUUGAAAAAUCAAGUCAACGAAUUCUUCUUUUCUUCAACCAAAUAAUGAUGACGUCAUCAUCCAUGUCACUCCCAAAUGGACACCCCUAACGUUUUAUUUUCGUUAACAAUAAUAUUAUGUUGGCCUUUUUAAGACUUUGCAAUAUGUCUCAUAAGAAACAUAAUUCACUCAUCAUAUAAAUAUUAAAUGCUUAGACAUUGUAACAUACACUUCAUUCUUCAUUCUUCUUGUACUAUAUUAAGUGGUUUUAUAUAUCAUUAUCAUCACCAUGUAUGCAACAAAUUCCAAUUCCAAUUCCAAUUCCAACAAUAUUCCAUUUUCAACACCCUUUGUAAUGCAACAAAACCACUCCAUCCAAGAUUUUACUGAGUUUGACUCGUUCCAUGACACUAUAUCUCAACUCAACAACUCGGAAUUGAGUAGUGGUUAUAGUAGCUAUGGUGGAUCACCCUCACCAAGUACUCCAACCAUCUUGAUGCAGAGGAGCAUUAGUAGCCAUUCACUUCAAAACAAUAAUGGGACCCACCACCAUCCCUUUUCUGCUUUUUUUGCUGAGUUGCUCGACUCUGAAGACACUCCGGUCAGGAAAGUUUGUAGUACUGGCGAUUUGCAGAGGAUGAACAGAAUGCAACAUAAUCAUCAUGUGGAUAGUCCAUUGUCAAGCGAAAGUAGUAUGAUCAUUGAAGGGAUGAGCAGAGUUUGUCCAUAUAGCCCAGAAGAGAAGAAAGUCAGAAUUGAGAGAUACAGAAGAAAGAGGAAUCAGAGGAAUUUCAACAAGAAAAUUAAGUAUGUUUGCAGGAAGACAUUGGCAGACAGGAGGCCACGGAUCAGAGGACGGUUUGCGAGGAACGAUGAAAUUGAUAAGAACCCUACAGUUCAGUGGAGCCACAUCGGUGGUGGCGGGGAGGAAGAGGAUGAGGAAGAUGAGAAUUGGAUCAGUAUGUUUGAUUCCACAGUUGCUGCAAAUCAUGUUCAUCAUGAGUUUGAAGGCAAUUCCUCCUUUGGUCUAUUGUAUUAGAAUAGUUGUUACAUGUUUGUUAAGUUUUUUAUUUCUCCAUUUUCAAAGUAUUAUUGUGGUGCUGUUUAGUUUAGAUCAAAUUAAGUAGUAAUGUAAAUAUACUUAUCUUUAUUUAAGACUUUAAUCAGGGGUGAUGUUUUUGAGUCCCCUUUUUAUAGGACUGAGCAACAAUGUAUGUAUGUAUGUAUUAAAUCAAACUUUGGAAAUAACUCUACAUGAUGUGUUUAUAA